CCUUUCAAAAAGAACGACAGCGCUCCAGGGGAUUGUCGUCGGUGCGCACACUGCCGAACUGAGAGACGCUUUGCAAGACGCGCUUCAUACACUUUUCUCAUUUUAUGCACACAGUCUGGCCCAGUGCAUGAAACAGAUCCCAAACUAUGAGCUGAGCACAUAAGAGCUGUGGCACAACGCGAUGAAGGCUCUUCAGUAAUUCGCCGGCGGUCGUGUAAACGCAAAGAGGACAUGGGAACGGCGGGCGAGGAUCUGCUCGUGACACUCCAGAUACUGCCCGGUUUCUUUUCCAACUGUCUCUUCCUUGCCCUGUACGACUCAGUGGUGCUGGUGAAGCGCGUCGUUUCGCUGCUCAGCUGCUCUCGGUCCGCCGGCUGCGGAGAGUGGCGCCGCAUGCUGACCUCGGCGGGGCUGCGCUCUGUCUGGAAUAGCUUCCUCCUGGACGCCUAUAAGCAGGUGAAACUUGGCUGUGAGGCACCCAAUUCCAAAGUGGUGAAGGUGCCUGAUGGCCCUCGGUGGAGCAGCACCAUCAGGAUCCAAAAUGGGGGUGAGUGCCGCCUUCUGGAUUUUGAGUCAUCAGAUCGCCCCCUGGUGGUCAACUUUGGCUCAGCCACCUGACCCCCCUUCAUCAGCCACCUGCCAGCUUUCCGGCAGUUAGUGGAAGACUUCAGCGAUGUGGCUGAUUUUUUGUUAGUGUACAUCGAUGAGGCUCACCCAUCUGAUGGCUGGGUGGCUCCUCCAAUGGGUCCUUGCUCUUUCAAUUUCCGGAAACACCAGAACCUGGAGGAAAGACUGGGAGCGGCACGUAAACUCACUGAGCACUUUUCCCUACCACCGCAGUGUCAACUAGUCGCCGACUGCAUGGACAACAAUGCUAAUGUGGCUUAUGGUGUGUCCUAUGAACGGGUGUGUAUAGUACAACAAAAAAAAAUUGCCUACCUGGGCGGCAAAGGGCCAUUUUUUUACAAUCUGAAGGAUGUGCGGCAGUGGCUGGAACAGAGCUAUGGUAGACGGUAGGAGUACCUAAGGACAAGUUGAGAGGAAGACAAGUGCCUUUUCAAAGUUUGGAAAACUUAUUUGGUUUUGUAUAAGCAUAAAAAGAAAAGUGAAAUGAUGUGAUAUGAUGGUAUCAUUUACAUAACGCUAGUAUGAAUUCUUAAAUUGCAAAGGAAACAUUUUGGUUUGCAUUUGAAAUCAGACAAUUUCACACACCAUUUCAUAGAAACUGAGAUGAACGUGACCUGUAGUGAUGAUCCACAUUAGCAAGCUUAUCAGAGGCAGCAUAUGAAGCUGUCACUGUAUAUGUUUCAUCUGGAUUUGUGCCCUCUUUUUGCUGCUAAAAUCAUUUUUUGUAUGAUUUCCAAAUGAAUGAUGGAAAUCAAUAAUCUCCAUUUCACCCACCCCCCCCACCCCCUUUUUUGCAUAUUCUUAUGGCAAUAUAAAUGUUAGAUUUUAUAGACCAUGUUUUUACACCGGUCAGGCACCAGAUUCUGCUGACUGAAUUGAACUGAACAGGUAGUGAUCAAUGUGCUGCUGUGAAACUUUGAGUCCUCACAUUAACAUACUCUGACCAGCACCUGCCCCAUGGUAAUUGCACUCCCCACUAACAAUAGUCUUCCAAAGCAGGACACUGCAAUAAAGGAAUGAGACACAAGAAAGAAGCUCAGAAAACAAACAAUCCAAUUGUUGCUAUGCAGUGGCAGAAACCCGAUCCACAGAGGCUCUGCUCCACAAAACACAGGACCCGAAGUACACGUGACGAGGUCCCAUAUCGAUGCCCUGACUGGUCAAAGCUCUUUUUGUGGUGUGAAGGGGACCUACAAUAUAUCAUGUGGAUUUAAUGUUGAAGCUCACUGGUAUAUGUUUUAAUGCACAACUCAAUAUAUAAGAACAAACUGUUUUCCACUGAGAUCUUCUGUUUACUUCCUGAUAUUGAAAGAGAUCAAAGUAGAUUUAAUGUGGCUUUUUCACACUGACCAAUAGAAAAUAGUUUAAUGUAAAAAGUAAAACAGAUCUCAUUGUCAGCAGUCCAGAAACGGUAGGGUAGCCUGUCUAUCUGUCUGCUGACAAUAAAUUAUUGUAACAAUAACUGGAAUAAAUAAGUAUAUUUAUGAACCUUUUUCAUAAAUAUACUUGCCGGCUAUCAGAGGAACCAGUGAAAUUCUCAGUCCAGCAUCAACUGCUGACUAGAACACUGCAUAAUGAGAAAGUGCUAAUGAAAAUAUACAUGCACAAAAAUAUCUAAAAGGUGAUUAGACAGAAUGGUGAUGUCCAUCUUGGCCACUGCAUUUAAGAUGGCAGUGCAAGACUGUGGCAAACCAGGGCCUGCAGCUAUGUAUUUUUAAUGGAUUAAGUCUAAGUUUGUGAGAACGCAUCAGUUUGUUUGAAGACGUAAUUGAACACUCAUCAAUGUUUAUUUUAUGAAAUUCUUUUUUUUUCUAUUAAAUAACUCCACAAAAUUACUUCCUGUACCUUUUAGUGUCUAUAGCAUUUUCACUUUUCUAAAACCUAAAUUGAAGGGCUUUUCAUCGAAGAAAUGUAAUGCAAAAUUGAAUGUACAACUUUAUUUGAAAUGCUACGUCUUCCAGUUUCCAGGCCAAGCCUUUUAAAUUGGUAAAUGGUAAAUGGACUGGUUCUUAUAUAGCACUUUUCUAUUCGAGCACUCAAAGAGCUUUAUACAACAUGCCUCUUUCAUCCAUCCACACCAAUUCAUGCAAGCAUUUUUUUCUACACACAUCAUUUCUAUCAUUCACACACAUCCACAGUCUGACGAAUGCAUUGGAGAGCAAUUUGGGAUUCAGUGUCUUACCUAAGGAUACUUUGGCAUCCAGACCGGAGCAGCCAAGGAUCAAACCACCGACCUAAAGAGCUACAGCCACCCCAAAUGGUUGUUGCUCAGGAAGCUCAGGGUUUAGUGUGGGGUUACAUCAGAACCAAACACCAACUCUGACCAGGUCACAGGUGAUUUGGUGGAUGUUAAGGAAUUAGUUUUCCAGUUUAGCUUUGACUUCCUGGGCUUAUUAUCUUGCUGGAAAACAAAGCUUUUCUCCAGUACCAUGUAUCUUGCAUCACAUCUUUCUUCUGGGUUUCUUCUUUUCUCACUUUCUUACUACUCUCCUGGAAAGAUUUACUUUACUUUUGCUCAAAAGUGUGAGAGCUUAAUAUCUGUACUAAAGUAUAAAGGCAGUUAUUCAUAUUAAAGUCCAAGGCUUAUAUGCAGUGUUUUAAUUUCUCCAAACAGAACACUUCUCAUUUACAAAGAAAGUUCUGUUUUUUGAUUACAAAAUACUGUUCCUACAGCUCUCUAACUUGUCUAUGUGGCCUUUGGCUGUGGGAAGAGUGAGUAAAAACUCAUUGAAACUAAGGAUAAAAACAGAAUAAAAAAUCUAGCACCAUGCUCAGACCUCAUCACAUGGACAUUUGGCUUUUUAAAGAAGGACAUUUUAUUCAGUGACUGGCAUUGAGAGGAUGUUGCUCUUUCAUACACUCCUUCUAAUAUGGUCCAUUGUUCAAAUCACAGAAGUUUUAUAGACACAACUUGUAGACUAAGUGGAGCUGAAUGGAUGUUCAGUGACCUUCAGAUUUCUUCUCUCCCUCCUUUUACUUUGCUUGUUUUUUAUAUCUCUAGCAUAUAGUUUUAUAUCUUCAUGCAUUGCUUCUGACUCUCCAAAAGUUAGCUCUGCAAUUAACUGAAGCCCCUUGAGAGAAUAAUUAAUUCCCUUCUUUUUACUUCUUAAACUUUUUGUGUCCAUUUCAGGAAGAAAUAGUGCUGUUACCUUUUAAGCAGAUGUAAUAGUAGUCAUUCAAAUAACUUCUCAAAAAGUAACUAUAAUGACUUAUUACACACCCUUGAACGUUCUUUUCCACUCAGCACUUUGGUACAUUAUCAUUAACUGCCUUCGCUGUUGGUCGUACUGAGAUAACAGAGACGUUAUAUGAGCCGUUUAGACGUGGCAGUCAAAGAAGUGAAAAGUCUGCAACAGCACUGAUGUUGGCAGAAGUAUAACUUUAAACUUUAUUCUAUGAAAAAGUUAGCAAACCAUAAACGGGAUUUUUACAAUCAUUAAAAUUAAAGUUGAUUUGGAGAACUGAUCACGUAACAUCCUUUGUAGAAUAAACUUGCAUCUAGAAGGACUUUGGCAAGUAAAAUGUUAUCAAAUUAGCAAAAUAUUCAUGAAUGGAGUGUAUUUGAUGGAAUAAAUCUUUUAAUUAUUAUUAUUUUUGUUACUAUACAAGUCAGGAAUUAUUAGCAAGGCUCAAUAAUUUUAUUUGAAUUAUAUUGUAUUUGUAAUCAAAGCUUCGGUGGGUGUAAGUCUCAAAAAGAAAAACAUUUGAAAAUAAACAAUCCUAGAGCUCUCCCUUCUCAAAGCACUGCUUACUUUUAGCUAAAACUCUGCUCUCCAUAAAAGUUGUCUGCAUUGCACUGCUUCUUCCUCUCUGGACUUUCUAUUACUUUUUAAUACUCACUUGAUGUGAUUUAAGAGGACCUGGGAUUGGCUGAUGUGUGUAGUUGUAACUAGAUAAAAUAAAGCCCAGAGAAGGUGGAGUACUCUAGUUCCCUCUUUAACAUUUUGAGUAACAACAUGGUGAAAGAUUAUUAUUGCUACAUACCCAGCUUUACCUGAGAUUAUUUUGGAAAAAUCUGUUUUAACUAAAGGGUGUAACAGCCACAUUAAAUCUAACAAAUCUAGUUUGAUUCAGUGUUGAUGAACACUGAACGUCCUCCAAAAAUAUUGUGUAGGCACAGUGAAUAACUGCAUGCACAGAUUACCAUUAAACGCCUCUGAUCAUAACUGGAUGCUUAAUUUGCAUGUAGCUAGAGACCGAAGUACCCCAACCAUUGUAGAAAUCACAUUUACAUAUUAUAAAAUUGUUUUGCAUGGUUUGUAUAGGAAGAAGCACCUUUGUUGACUUAAGGACAAGUUUGGGAGGUCCCACGGGCUGGUAUUAGGCAGAAAUGAUAGGUAGAUGCUCAGGGUGGAUUAUAGGUAUUAACAUGUACAGAAUUUAAUAUCAGCAAAUGAAGCUUGUAUCCUGAGUCCUGGAUGUUGUGUACUGAAAGUUGAAUGCUUUGGCUAAGUUUUGUGAAGUGGCACUUUUGUUAAUCUUUUAAGUCAGGUUGCCAGUGAACUAGUUAGGGUUAGAGUUAGGUUGCAUUUAGCUACAUGCUAAGCGGUCACAAUUUCAGAAACUAGGAGAUAUAUAUAUAUAUAUAAUGUGUGAAAAUCCUUAUAAAGGGGUAGCAGUAAAUGUAAUCCUAACCCUAUACUUGUCACUGAUGACUUGGUGGAUGUUAAUAUGCCCGUUGCUUCAUCCAUGUCAGUUCCUUUUCAUGCUCUGUGAGAAAUGGGCUUAGUGAUCAACCUUUUUUUCUUUCACCUUCAGAUAAAUAACAUUCAUUACUAACAGAAAUGCAUUAUACUUUGUAGCUGAACUUCCAGAGAUCAUAUUAGGAUCGUGGUUAAAACUGUUGUUAGCUAGCAGUUACUCUGACGACAGGUGAGAGGCAAUGGGAGCUUUUAGAAUGCCUGCAGGUGUUUUUUUUUUUUUUUUUUUUGUUCCAUUUUUUUUUGGUCUAUAAACAAACUGUCACUUAAGCUCAAACUGUGACCAAGCUGUCACAAACAGUAAAUAAUCUGCACCUUGAGUAGCUUGUCCUCCAUUUACAAGAGCAGUGCUGUCAAUUCUGAAGUUAAUCUGAUUUUUAAAAAAUUUCCUCACAGUGGCAAAGAAUGCCUUACUGUUUAAUUCAGUUCACUGUUGUCGUUUAUCUUAGAAAUAUAUCUCAGGAUCCUACUCGGAGCUCUCCGUCUCAUGUCUUAUGAACAAGACUCAAUGGAGAUUAUUUGCAUUUUUAAAUACAUACUAAACAGUUUAGUGUAGGUGUUAUUUCAGAUUCAUAUCUUUAGAUUUAAUUUUAACAUGAAACCAUUAAACAUUCUUAAAUGUUUUCAUAUUCUCAAAAUAUUAAUAGUUGAAGUUCAAUAACAUUGUGAGCUUAUGAGUGAUCAAGAUUUGGAACAUGUCAAGAUGAUUGUUUUGAAAUGAAAGCUCCUCAGAACAGAUGGUUUGUUCUGGUCACUGUGACACAGGUGUGCAAAUGAAAACCUUAGAUGAAAGAGUCCCCAACUCAGUCUCUGGUUGGAUAGAAAACGGCACCUGGUCAAUAUGACACAGAUCCAUUGCAUCUGUUUUCAUUGUUAAUCUGCUUGUGUCUCAAUAACUGAUAUAGACAACUCUAUUUUCCAUUUUGUUUACUGUGCUUUUUCAUUAUUGUAGGCUUAAUGUUUAUUUUUAUAUGUCAAAGGAAAAAAACAAGUGGAAAAUAAAGACAAAUGUGUUCUUGUG
Molecule: messenger RNA, 6348 nt
Organism: Archocentrus centrarchus (flier cichlid)
Lineage: Eukaryota; Metazoa; Chordata; Actinopteri; Cichliformes; Cichlidae
Product: type II iodothyronine deiodinase-like
Exons: 2
Biological process (GO): thyroid hormone metabolic process
Molecular function (GO): thyroxine 5'-deiodinase activity
Source: RefSeq, a predicted model, not a curated record